Saccostrea cuccullata (small rock oyster) is the source of this 2327-nucleotide messenger RNA. Its product is annotated as ankyrin-1-like. Gene Ontology annotation, molecular function: protein binding. The transcript has 3 exons. The coding region runs from base 248 to 2233 and encodes 661 amino acids. NCBI's taxonomy places the organism in Eukaryota, Metazoa, Mollusca, Bivalvia, Ostreida, Ostreidae. The record is from RefSeq and is a predicted model, not a curated record.
AAAAUUUAAACUAUAAAGAAAUGUGAAAAGAAAUGUACAACAAUCCGGAACUGCAAUAGGAUUUCCUCCAUGUUCAUAUGUAUUAUCUGGACUAUAUAUACUAGCUGUAAGCAUCAUUUAGCAACAAGCAUACAACAAAGGAUAAUGAAGCAAGAUUGACAUAAUAAUACUGGACCGGUAGAGAAAGGACAAAGGCCAAUUACCAAGGAAAUCAGCCUGCAGUAUUUGAACAACAGAAAAACAUCAGAUGAUCGACUCGUACGAUGAUUUAAAUGACCUCCAUGAUGCCAUAAAAAAGAAGGAAACUAAAUCCGUUCUGAACAUCAUCUCAAAGAAUGGUGACCUUGUAAACAGGGUCCUGAUUGGCCACACAGCCUUGACCUUGGCCGUAGAUCUCAAGGUCAGUGACGUAAUCGAUGCUGUGAUGACAAGUCCUGACCUAGAUAUCAACACUACGGACAGGUUCGGCCGAUCUGCAUUGUAUUUCGCAUCCAAGACGGGUCAAAUAUCAUUAGUAAGGAAGCUGAUGACACUAGGGGCUGAUAUAAACCAAUCAAAGCUAUUGUUACAUGGUUGUGCUCAUGGUUGCCACGACGAUGAGACAACAGUUUACGAACUGGUGAGUUUAGGAGCUGAUGUCAAUGAUGUGGACGAGAAAAAUAGAACUCCACUGCAUAUCGCUGUUCAAAACUCCCUUGUGAAUAUAACCAAAGCUCUGUUGAAAUGUAAUGCAAAUAUCAAUGCUUUCGAAAAUGGAACAUCUCGGACUCCUUUGAUAAUAUGUGCAGGAAAAUCUCUGAUCUCAUGUGAUGCCAAUAGCGAAGAGGAAUAUUCAAGGUCCUUAAAAAUACUAAGUUUAUUGUUAGAAUAUGGCGCUGACAUCAAUGUUUCAGAUGAAAGGGGAUAUACUGCGCUUCACAUUGCUCUACAAAACGGAAACACCUUGGCAGCGUCUGUACUUCUUCACCACGGAGCAAAAUCUUACUCCCUUAAAGAAGAAACAGUCCAAUCUGCCUACGACGUUGCGCUAUCUAAAAAUCAUUUAGAGGUCGCUUUCAUUAUUCUCCUAAAUUUUUAUAGAUACUUUGAAAGCUUUCCUUUAGAAUUCUAUAGGAAGAUGGAAAAGGACUUGCAGGAUAAAGAAAAAGAUAAAAAUGAGGUCAACAACUACAUCUGGGCUUUGAAAAAGUCUUUAGAAGACAUGUACAUUCUAAAUUGUAGCCGAGAUGACAUUGCUCCUGCAACAAAGGAACCACAUUUAUUAUCAAGAAAGGUACCAAAACUUCAAAAUUUGUGUAGGCAUACAGUAUUACGGAAUUUGAACUUUAAAAAUUGCAGCAUUUCACUACCAACGGCCCCACGUUUACAACGCUUUAUAUACUAUGACACCAAGUUUGCUGCUGUAGGUUCGUCGUUUCUUACGGACAUCCACGUGGCUGCGCGUACGGGAGACCUUGAACAAUUAAGUCAGAGACUGACUCAAAAAAUCGUUGAUAUACCAUUUGAUGAAUUUUCAUUACUUGAAAUUGCCAUAUUAAGACAAAGUAUCUCCUUGACAAAUUUCCUAUUGGAAAACGGCGCAGACCCCAACAAAGAAACAAAAGAAGGACUGUUACCUCUGCAUUUGGCAUGCCGCCAAUAUUGUCCGGAAAUAGUCCAACAUCUUCUGGAAUUCGGAGGCGACGUUAACGCAUUUGACACGCAUGGUAACUUGCCAAUACACGAGGCCUGCAUUGCUGGACAUUUCGAUAUUGCCGAAUUGCUAAUUCAACAUGGCUCUGAGUUUAACUUCCCGGAUUGCAAUGGCCGGUACCCAAUUCAUUAUUCCUCGGCCAGUGGUAACUGUCAUUUCACGAAUAUUCUUCUCCACUUAGGAGUUGAUGUUAACACGACUGAUACUUUUGGGUAUACAGGACUUCAUCUGGCAGCAAGUAGGGGUAAUCUUUAUCUUAUGAAAAACAUUGAACUAGCUUAUAUGUUCGAAAGAGAACUGCUAAUGAAAGGUUACAUGUUUAUGCUGCAGUAUUCGUGUAACAUCAAAUGUGUUCCAAAGCCGAACUAUGCGUCAGGAGUCGAUCACAUUAAAGUUAUUGAAAUUAUGUUAAAAUCAGGAUGUAACAGUACCGCGUUAUGUAAAAAGGACAAGUCUGCAUUAGAUAUUACAAGGGAUUACAGUUUCACGGAUGUGAUGGCUAUCUUACUUGGAAGUUUCCGUAUUCCACAAAGGAUGUAGUAAUGGCCAUUAUCCGUAUCAAACAAUAACUUCCUAGGCGUUUAAUGAUCAAAUCAGCGACCGAAUUACUGCUGUUUAAACAUAUCCCCGGACA